Molecule: messenger RNA, 1949 nt
Organism: Trifolium pratense (red clover)
Lineage: Eukaryota; Viridiplantae; Streptophyta; Magnoliopsida; Fabales; Fabaceae
Product: polyadenylate-binding protein RBP47C-like
Exons: 6
Coding region: 393-1685 (430 amino acids)
Cellular component (GO): cytosol
Molecular function (GO): mRNA binding
Source: RefSeq, a predicted model, not a curated record
ACACAAACGAGGUAAAGAAACCAACACAGAGGUUAGGUACUAUAAAAUCCCACAAAGAAGUGAGUGAAAGAAAGAAAAGAGGUGGCGGCGGAUUCUGAAAACUCAGCAUAGUACUUUCCCUACUACAAGUACUUAAACAAACUCAGCAUUACCACAUCCAACGCUCAUUAUCUAACCCUCUCAUUUAAUCCAACGGUUAAUACCCCACCCUCACUCAUUCACAUAAUCCUUAUACCCUCGCUCGCCGCAACACUCAAAAUCCAGAUUCUAUUCUAUUCAAUUCAAUUCCUUCCUUCAUCUCUCUCUCUAUCUCUUAACCAAAACCCAACUUGUCUCUUUAUAGAGAGAACGGGGUGCAAUUAGUAAUUUACUAUUACUCACACAACAACAAGAUGCAAUCAUCAAACGGUGCUAAUUCUGAUUCCAAUUCCAAACCAACGGAACAGAUUACUACUACUACUACUACUACGACGACUCAACACCGUCCUAACAAAACGCCGCCGCAUUCACUUACUGUUCCGCCACACCAACAGUGGAUUCCGAUGCAAUAUCCAGCGCCGGCAAUGGUAAUGCCACAUCAUAUGUUACCGCCUCAACAUUAUGCGCCGCCACCGCAUCAUUAUUUGCCUUAUCAUUAUCAUCAUCAACAACAUGUGCCUCACGUGCAUCAUGGAUCUAGUGCUGAUAAUAAGACCAUCUGGGUCGGUGAUUUGCAUCAUUGGAUGGAUGAGAAUUAUCUUCACCGUUGUUUUGCUUCUACCGGCGAGAUUUUCUCGAUUAAGGUUAUUCGCAAUAAGCAGACUGGUCAAACGGAGGGAUAUGGAUUUGUGGAAUUCCAUUCACAUGGGACAGCUGAGAAAGUUUUGCAGAAUUAUGCUGGGAUGUUGAUGCCCAACACAGAGCAAUAUUUCCGCCUUAACUGGGCGACAUUUAGCACAGGAGAUCACAAACGCUCAGAUAAUGUCCCUGAUCUUUCAAUUUUUGUAGGAGAUUUAGCUGCAGAUGUUACAGAUAGCAUGUUGCUUGAAACUUUUUCUAAUAGAUAUCCUUCUGUUAAAGCUGCUAAAGUUGUUUUUGAUGCCAAUACCGGUCGUUCAAAGGGUUAUGGUUUCGUCAGGUUUGGAGAUGAUAAUGAGAGGUCAAAGGCUAUGAAUGAAAUGAAUGGUGUUUACUGUUCUAGCAGGCCUAUGCGAAUUGGUGCUGCAACUCCUAGGAAAUCCUCUGGCUAUCAACAAGGAGGCCAGUCAAAUGGCACACCUAGCCAAUCUGAAGCUGAUUCUACAAAUACAACUAUAUUUGUUGGAGGACUGGACCCUAGUGCUACUGCUGAAGAUCUCAGACAACCAUUCUCCCAGUAUGGUGAGAUAGUCUCUGUUAAGAUCCCUGUCGGAAAAGGAUGUGGUUUUGUACAAUUUGCCAACAGAAAUAACGCUGAAGAGGCAUUGCAGAAGCUAAAUGGUACAACAAUUGGCAAGCAAACAGUCCGUCUUUCUUGGGGUCGCAACCCAGCAAAUAAGCAGUUUAGAACGGAUUUUGGCAGUCCCUGGAAUUCGCCGGCGUAUUAUGGAGGAGCUGUUUAUGAUGGGUAUGGAUAUGCUUUGCAUCAUCCUCAUGACCCGAGCAUGUAUGCUGCUGGUUAUGGGGCUUACCCCAUUUAUGGAGGACACCAGCAACAAGUAAGCUAAACGAAGUGUAGUGCAGAAGUAAUACUCACAACAGCAUCAUGCUUGAACGAGAAAAAGUUAACAUUUCUACCUUGUAACUUGCUUGAUCUGUUGUAUUCUGAAGAAUCCCUCCUAAUUGUGGAGUGGAGUUGAAUUUUGAUAACCUGAGCUAGAAUGGUAGGAACUCGAUUAAUCAUUCGUUUAGACUCGUAGGAGUAAUGAUGAACUUAAACUUGUUUAUCGCAAUAAUUAUCUUAGUAUACCUGCACUAGCUAUUGCGUGAAA